Leptopilina heterotoma is the source of this 1146-nucleotide messenger RNA. RefSeq lists its product as uncharacterized. Gene Ontology annotation, biological process: proteolysis. The transcript is spliced from 8 exons. Gene Ontology annotation, molecular function: metalloendopeptidase activity. Bases 1 to 1146 code for a protein of 381 amino acids. NCBI's taxonomy places the organism in Eukaryota, Metazoa, Arthropoda, Insecta, Hymenoptera, Figitidae. The record is from RefSeq and is a predicted model, not a curated record.
AUGUAUUACUUCGCUUUCUUAUUUUGCACCUUUUUGGUGCCGUUCACACAAUCAUUCACUGUGGUUAACAAAGUCGAGGAUGAUUUCUCAAUCGAUGAUGUAACGGAUUACGAGGUGGUGCCUGUUCGUCAUAUGCUGCAUAAACGGAGUAACAAUGAAUUAACACUUCAUACCAAAAUAAAUGGUGAAGAGCGUGAAAUUUAUUUGCAACCUACGGAAGGUUUACUUGCAGGAACAGGGACGAAAGUUUUCAUAGCCAAAAGAGGUUCCCAAAGGAAUGUUGAUUUUAAAAUUAUACCAAAUAUCAUGCAGAACGUUUUUAUAAAUUUUUAUCAAGAUCCGAGAACUUCGUCAUCCAUUUCACACAGUAUUAAUGAAGACGGACAAUCCGAGUUUAAUGGACUUAUUAAUGAAGACACGGUAAUACGUCCAAUGCCUAAACAUUUUCGCCAACGUCGCGAUCUUUUGAAAAGCAAUACUUCAUCAUUUGAAAGUGUAGCCGAUGGUUUUAUUGAUACAACUGAACAUAUAAUUUAUAAACAAACAUUUAAUAAUGCUUCCGGAUUUUCUGCACCUAAAAUGAACAAUGAUAGAUUUUUGAACAUGAAGAGUGUGUCACGAAGAUCUACGGAAGAAUUACCAUACAUAGUGUAUCCAGAAAUUUUGGUUUUUGUUGACGAUGUUCUUUUCAAGAAAUUUGAAUUUAAUGUGAAACGUGCAGUUGAAUACACUUUGAGUUUUUGGAAUGCUGUUGAUUUAAGAUAUAAAGAAUUUACAGAACCAAAGAUUCGUCUUAAUAUUGCUGGAAUUGUAUUUCUUGAGGAGCCAUUGCCAUUUAUAUAUGACGCACUAGGCGAUUACAGAGGAGAAAAGAUAAUUGCAGGAUUAUUAUUAAAAGAAUUUAGCAGAUUUCUAAAAGAAGAAAAAAUUAUACAACAAGAAAAAAAUUAUGAUAUUUCCAUGUUUGUAACUGGAAGAGAUCUGUUGAGCGAAUCUGGAGAAUCUAGCGUAGAUGGUUUAGCCUAUGUCGAAGGAGUAUGUAGAAAUAGUAAAAAUAAUUAUGCAUACGCCUCUUGUGGAUUAGCUGAAGAUGGAAGUGGUUAUAGUGGAAUAUUGACUGUUGCUCACGAGUUAGGUCAUAUGUAA